AUGUACGCAGUAGAGUUGGUUUGCUUGCUUGCUUGCUUGCUUGAGAGUUGGUACUUGUAUAUCAAGUAUGAAUUGCGAUGUGGUGAAGUAGGUUGCAUCUACCUGCAAGAUUGUAUCCUACUACAGAUCAUGACUCUAUCCAUCAUCAUCAUCCCAACCAGAAGUUCAUAUAUGAACCCGCCACUAACUACAUCCGGAAACACAAUCCUCGCUUCGAACUUCUCUAUCUAUCUACCAUUUACUUGUAUCUGCCUCACAUCCUGCAGUGCAUACUGCACUUUUCAUGACGCACAGGAUUAUAUCCAAGACACUGCAGUCAAGCAAAGGUUUGUUUACUGCACUGUGUGUAUAUUGAAUGUUUCCUCGAACAUGGUCCUACCACUUACCAACUUACAAGCACCACCCCCAACCUAA
Messenger RNA from Aspergillus costaricaensis CBS 115574, 414 nucleotides. RefSeq lists its product as uncharacterized. Bases 1 to 414 code for a protein of 137 amino acids. The record is from RefSeq and is a predicted model, not a curated record. Lineage: Eukaryota; Fungi; Ascomycota; Eurotiomycetes; Eurotiales; Aspergillaceae. The transcript is spliced from 12 exons.